AGCACUAAUUUGUCUAUUAGCAAUUAUUGUUAUCUCAUAUAUGUGUUGUCUCUUGAUCCACACUUUGUUUUCACUGUUCCAACUCUAUCUCUCUAACCUCCCAAUAUGGCCAAUUCCCACCAACCGUUUGUUGCACUCAUCGUCGGCGUCACCGGCAUGGCGGGGUUGAGCCUAGCUGAAGCCUUGAAGAGCCCCAGUGCCCUCGGCGGUCCUUGGAAAGUUUAUGGCUCUGCUUCACGUCCCAUACCAACUUGGUUCCCUUCCUCGCUCCUCGAUAAAUACAUCGCUUUUGAUGCCACCGACGCCGGAAACACCGCUGAUACGCUCGCUCCAAUCUCCGGCGAAGUCACCCAUGUUUUCUGGGUGGCAAUCCAAGUUCGUGAAAGUGAACAAGUAAAUGUUACAGUUAACGCAACUAUGUUAUCCAACGUUCUCGAUGUUUUGAAGAGCGGCCCGGGCGGCAACGGAACCGGUUCAAGGCUCAGCCAUGUCACGGUUCAGACAGGUACCCAACACUACAUGGGUCCGAUCCAUAAUCCGACGGAAUCGGGCCAGGGUCUCGAACCCCAUGAACCACCGUUUAGGGAGGAUUUGCCCCGCUUGCCUUACCCCAACUUUUACUACGCGCUAGAAGAUCUUUUGGAGUCAUACGCGCCAUCAUUGACCUACUCUGUGCACCGCUCGUCGAUCAUAAUAGGCGCGUCGUCGAGAAGCGUGUACAACGCGCUACUUACAUUAGCAGUGUACGCAUUGAUAUGUCGAUACGAGGGUUUACCGUUUCGAUAUCCAGGUAGCCGGUACACAUGGGAACAACAUAAUAGUGAAAUAGUAACAAAAGUAGUGAGAAAACAACAAAAAAACAGCAAAACAACAAAAAGGACAAUUUUUUUUAGCAAAUUUGGGUCAGGCUGAACUCGGGUCCAAAAAAAUAUUACUUGAAGCCUGGCCCGUUUUCUAAACAUGCCUCUCUCUUUUUUUUGUCUAAGUUUAUUUUUUAGGUCUAUAUUUUUACCCAAAUCCUCUCACAUUUCGUGUGGGCCUUCGGGCCGAGCCGGGUGACCCGACCCAUAGAUAAGUUUAGUUGAAAUGGGUAAAACCAAAAUUUUGAGAUAUCCAAAUCACUUAGGUUCAAAUCCUACUAUGUGAUUAACUUCUAAAUUUAUUUUGGGAAAAAAACAAAAACCUCAUAGAUAUAUUUAUUACUUUAUAAAAAAUAAAUAUUUUAAUAUUUUUUUAAUUAAACUAGUGUCCAAUUAACUCAUGACACAAACUCAAUAAAAAUUUCCCGCUUAUAUUUUUGAUCAUUGCAUUGCAUGAGGAAGAUGAUAUAUCAUUUAAAUAUUAAACGAUAAUUAUUGUAAAUAAAUUGGAGAAGAUAUAAAUCUGAAAUGUGACAAAUACCUUACACAGAGCCCAGUCUGCGGAAUCAAAGAAAGCACGUUCAUGGCCCUACAUAUAUUUAUUUUAAUUUAAACCUUCAAAAACAAAUAUUAUUUAUUUAUUUAAAGGCGGCUUCUUUGGCACCAGGCCUCCAUAUUUCUUGGCCGUUGCUUUUCCCUGUAAUAUAAAUCAGCAUUCAACUAUUUUUUUGAAUUCUAAAAAACAAAUGUCACGAUCAACUUUCAAACUGUAGCUUCUUUAUUUUGGCCAAACUUGACUGUGGGGUUUCAACUUUUUAUUUAUUUUCUAUAUUAUUCAAAAUUAAAAUUACAUAUUAACACUUAUUUAUUUGUAUGAUUAAAUAAUAA
Gossypium raimondii (Peruvian cotton) is the source of this 1748-nucleotide messenger RNA. RefSeq names its product 3-oxo-Delta(4,5)-steroid 5-beta-reductase. Bases 106 to 912 code for a protein of 268 amino acids. Lineage: Eukaryota; Viridiplantae; Streptophyta; Magnoliopsida; Malvales; Malvaceae. The transcript has a single exon. The record is from RefSeq and is a predicted model, not a curated record.